AAUUACGGAGAAGUCAUAUAUGUCACCAAAGGAAAGGUGUUAGCCUGGGGGGGGACAGCAAUUCUCGAACUGUUGCCCUCUGGCGCUGUCAUGAAGACCCCCAUUCCGAAUCCAUACUGCCCACCGGAAGAGCAGGACCAUCGCCGGAACAUGCGUCUCGAAGCUCGAAUAUAUUCCAUGAUUGGGGAACAUCCACGCGUACCCAAGUUAAUCCACUGGGAAGAUGCAACGUGCUGUCUGACCAUGGAAUAUUUGGCCAACGGAAAUCUCAAGGAAUACAUUCAACAGAACCACGGUAAUAUAACCCUUCAGCUUCGUCUCCGGUGGGGGAGACAGGCUGCGGAAGCACUCAUGAUGCUUCACAGUCUUAACGUUGUACACUGUGAUCUUUUGCCGAGGAACUUUCUCUUGGAUUUACACCUCAAUUUAAGGAUCGCGGACUUCGGCGGGGCUUCAUUGGGGGGCUCCGAUCCAUCAGCUACUCCGGCAACAAGAUUUCGACAGCCCGGUUACGAUUGGGAUGUUCCGCCAGUAUUCAGUGAUGAUCUAUUCAGUCUAGGGUCAUUGAUUUAUUUCAUAAUGACGGGCUCUUAUCCAUAUGAGGAGGUAGCAAGCAACGAGGUCGAGAGACUUUAUGAAGCUCAGCAAUUCCCCGAUGUAUCCGCUCUUGUCUGCGGAGCUCUUAUCAUGCGAUGUUGGCAGCAGCAGCAGCAGCAGCAGCAGCAGGUGGUGGUUUCGGCUGAAGCUAUCCACGACUGCCUUUUAACGAUUGAAGGAGAGUGUCGGUUAUAG
Molecule: messenger RNA, 792 nt
Organism: Aspergillus ochraceoroseus IBT 24754
Lineage: Eukaryota; Fungi; Ascomycota; Eurotiomycetes; Eurotiales; Aspergillaceae
Product: serine/threonine protein kinase
Exons: 1
Biological process (GO): protein phosphorylation
Molecular function (GO): ATP binding; protein kinase activity
Source: RefSeq, a predicted model, not a curated record